GACAGUGGGACCGUUUUUGUUCUACGAUUAUUUCUCAUAAAUCAGACAUAGCUUAAUUCAGGAUACGUUCUUUAUAUGCUCCGUUUAGUUAAUGACGAGUAAAAACAUACGUUAGCAGAGUAGCACAUUUAAAAACCUUAUUUCUUUCGCCUAAGUUAUCUUAUCUUCGCCGCUAAUCGCGUCGGGCCGGUGAGGCCGGUAUAUCCAGAUACUCUGAACCAGCACUGAAGAUGUCGUGCGCCCGUUCUCGCCUGGUGAGAGUGCUGGUGCGGGUGCUGUGGCUGCAGCUGCUCGCUGGGUGGGCGUAUGGCUCGGAGCUCACCUUCGAGCUGCCCGACAACGCCAAGCAGUGCUUCCAUGAAGACAUCAUCAUCGGCACCAAGUGCACCCUGGAGUUCCAGGUGGUGACUGGUGGACACUAUGAUGUUGACUGUCGCCUGGAGGACCCAGACGGAACAGUCCUGUACAAAGAAAUGAAGAAACAAUAUGACAGUUUCACAUUCACAGCAGGGAAGAACGGAACAUUCAAGUUCUGCUUCAGUAAUGAGUUCUCCACCUUCACCCACAAGACGGUCUACUUCGACUUCCAGGUUGGGGAUGAUCCCCCUCUCUUCCCCAAUGAGAACAGAGUCACAGCUUUAACGCAGAUGGAGUCCGCCUGCGUCUCCAUCCACGAGGCCCUGAAGUCCGUCAUCGACUACCAGACUCACUUCCGCCUGCGGGAGGCGCAGGGUCGUAGCCGCGCCGAGGACCUCAACACCAGGGUGGCAUUCUGGUCCGUGGGCGAGGCCAUCAUCCUCCUGGUGGUCAGCAUCAGCCAGGUGGUCCUGCUCCGGAGCUUCUUUUCGGACAAGAAGACCACCACAACCCGGGUGGGCUCGUAACCCCCCCAAGCCGCCCCGUCCCACGCAGCUGUGAUUGCUUGUAAGAGGGUCUUCUGUAGGUAGGCCACAGGCAGCAAAGGUUCAUGGGAAAAUCCUGAUUUUAUUUUCUUUUUUUUUUGGGGGGGGGGGGGGGGGGGGGUAGCCACUAUAUUACUUUUAAACCCAAUGGAUUCCUUUGUUGUCAGGAUAACAAUUUAAUUUAUUAUGUUGGUGUUUGGAU
Molecule: messenger RNA, 1104 nt
Organism: Paramormyrops kingsleyae
Lineage: Eukaryota; Metazoa; Chordata; Actinopteri; Osteoglossiformes; Mormyridae
Gene: tmed7
Product: transmembrane p24 trafficking protein 7
Source: RefSeq, a predicted model, not a curated record